GGACGCGUUGCUAGGCAACAGCGUACCUGCAGAGUAAAGUGUGGGUUACCUGUAAGCCUAGACUCAGAGGACAGCUGUUGGAUUUAGAGCUGGGAUGACUCAUCCGUGGCUCAGCGCGGCUUCAAUAAAACACCGGUAGAACUAAAAAAAAACAAGAAGUCGACAUCCUGACAGACACAAAGCUCGACAGACAGCAGAUGUGAAGAUGGCAUUAGCCAGCGGUCACUGGCUGGAAAAGGAGAUGAGGGGAGAAGCUCCAAGUCCCAGACAAGGUCAUGCUUUAGCUGUGGCAGGAAACGUUGCCUUUCUGUUCGGAGGAGCCUCCAGCAUCAACCAAGAGGAGGACAACACUGUUUACUUCAGCGACUUCUACAUGUUAUCAGUUUCUCCUGAUGAUGUGACAUGGGAGGAGAUUCCUCAGAGUGGAGAAGUUCCCUCAGCCAGAGAAGGACACACUCUUUGUGUUGUGAAAGGGAAGCUGUAUCUGUUUGGAGGAGCGUCCACCCCCGACGCCCCUGAGUGUCUCCCAGGAGUCUACAGCUUUGAUAUAGUGUCUCUGACUUGGGAUUGCUUAGCAGUCGGGGGCGUGGCCCUCAGAACCCUCAGACACAGCUCUGUUGCAGUGGGAGACAACAUCUACGUGUACGGAGGCAUAGUGGGAGGGAAUCCAACUGACGAUCUCAUGGUCUUCAACACAGCGUCUCUCACCUGGACGCCGGUAAAAACUAGCGGAUCGCUGCCUCCUGCUCUGUGGGGUCAGAGUUUUGCUCUGGUCGGAGAUCAGGUGUUCAUGUUUGGAGGUUUUGAAGCAGGUGGAGACUUUUGUAAAGACUUCCAUGGUCUCAACACAGAGAUCUUGGUGUGGCAGAAAUGGGAGGUGAAGGGAGAAUCACCUGCAGCCUGCAGCGGACAAACACUGACUGCACACCAUGAUAAAGAUAUCUACCUGUUUGGUGGCAAAAGCACAAAUGAGGACGGCAUGAUGACGUCUUCCAAUGAAAUCCAUAAACUCAGUAUUUCUAAGAUGAAGUGGAAGGUUCCUCUGUACGUCGGGAUUCCUCCGGCCCGACGCCACGGACACACCGCCUUCGUCCUCCACAGCCACCUGUAUGUAUUUGGAGGGAAGAAUGAAGAGCAGGAGUUUAAUGAUCUGAAGGUGAUGAAACUCAUUAACCCCUCAGAGAGACAACCAGUGAUGAAGGAGAUUCUGUCAGAGUUUGGUCUGCAGGGAGUCAGCCACAGCUUCACGCCCACGAAGGUUCCCAAUGUUCGUUACGAGCUGAGCGACUCUGCUCCCUUCAACCAGUCCAGGAACACAGCAGCUAAUGCACAGGCGAUGGUCCACAGAGACUUCAGUACAGUUCGAGAUCAGGCCAUGAAAAUGAUCCAGACAGCCUUCACUCUGCUGGACCAGGAGUUCCAGAAACUGGAUCGAGAGAAGUCAGAGUUGUCUCAAUCUGCUGCUGCUCUGCAAAGAGAGAAAGAAGCUCAUGAAGCCUGCAGACAACAACAGCAACAGGAGCUGCAGGAGAUGCUGGACAGACAUCGCUCUCAGAAUGAGGCGUGGCUUCGAGCGAGAGCCGAGGAGAACGAUCGAGAGAAGAGGGAGCUCUGUAGACUCAGAGAGGAGGUGUUGCAGGAGCAGGAGAGGCUGAAGGAGGAGCAGAACAGCAUCCAGAAACGCAGCGAACAUCUUCUGUCCAUCAUGCAGCAGUUCAAGGGAAUGUGAGAUAGAUAGAGGACUGGUAUUACCUGAAAGAGAAAAAACUAAAUCCUCUUUAUGUAUUAAACUUUCCUUCAAUUAAAAUAUAUUGCAAAAUAAUAAUAAUAAUGUUAAAAAAAAGUUUGUAUCUUGUAUUGUUGAGUGUACAACAGCUGAUCAUAACACUGUAUUAGAAAAAACAUCAUUUGACUGAUUCAUUGAGUGGUUAGGAUAUGAGAAUUUCAUAAUAAACCCUGACAAAAGUCAGACUUCCAAC
Sebastes umbrosus (honeycomb rockfish) is the source of this 1979-nucleotide messenger RNA. RefSeq names its product rab9 effector protein with kelch motifs. The record is from RefSeq and is a predicted model, not a curated record. The coding region runs from base 206 to 1729 and encodes 507 amino acids. NCBI's taxonomy places the organism in Eukaryota, Metazoa, Chordata, Actinopteri, Perciformes, Sebastidae. The transcript has 19 exons. Gene Ontology annotation, molecular function: protein binding.